Molecule: messenger RNA, 3643 nt
Organism: Diaporthe batatas
Lineage: Eukaryota; Fungi; Ascomycota; Sordariomycetes; Diaporthales; Diaporthaceae
Exons: 3
Coding region: 1105-3231 (708 amino acids)
Source: RefSeq, a predicted model, not a curated record
CUCAUGCCAUGUCAUGUCAUAUUGACCUGAUCUGCACACAUGUGCCACGGGGUUCGUAUGAAUAGAGCAGUCGGCCGCUGUUCUGCGAGAAUGAGACAGCGCCCCGCCAAGUGUUUCUUUUUCCCCUUCCAUCCUCAAAAAGGUCCAACAAACGGCACGGGAGAAGAGAUAGAACAAGGCAAAAACACCCAGUCCAGCCCACGCACAGGGCGUGGUCAGAGCUUCGUUCUCUUGGCCCCCCUUUCCCGUCUUCUUCUUUUCCCACGUUGUCAGACCAGCAGCAGAGGACUUGUCUCGUCUUGUUUUUGCCUGCUACCGCUACUGCUGCUGCUGCUGCUGCCGCCAACACGCCGACUCCACGCACCACAAACGCACGCCGAGGCAGCACUGCCACCAGUUGCCCGACCAACUUCCAGAUUUGUGCACCUCCCACCGCAGCACCGUCACCUGUCGAACUGCAGCACCCGUCGUUCCGUUCCGUUCCACGCCCAGCCAAGCUGCGGAAUACCGGCCUUCUGGCAGGCCAACUAUCCUCGCGUUGCUGUUGGGUUGCAGUUCGUGGGGGGGAAAGACCGGCAGAAUUGUGUUGGAGCAGUUCCUUCCUACGACACCACAUAUUACAAACCAAACCAAACAACAACUAGCCUCGUCCCUGUCGCCGCUCCCUAUCUGGCGCAAACCCAAUUUACAAUCCCCAGAGUCACAUUUGCUAUUUCGAAGCUUACCUAGGUGGGCCAGCGGCGCCUCCGUCUGUUCUUUUCAGAGCACAUUCGGGGAGUCUGUGAGUGCCCGUGAAGAGCCUGCGGGCCCCCAAGGGCUUCAAAGUGGUAAGCUCUGCUUUGGUACGGAGCACGACAACUCGACUGGUCACCUGCCUGCCCGUCCAUCACAAUCAAACCACACGGAUAUACGCCAGCCAAGCUUCAACCGCACCAGCCUGCAAACCUUAUAGGAGUCGCUCAGCCUCCGCCACUGGGGCUCCUUUCCCUCUGAACCGCCAGGCAAACGGCACACGAGCUUGGGAAGCGUCAUCACAGACCACGGCCUGAGCCUCUGGGCCAAAUUGCCAAUAACCCCAUCGCUGCCCGACAGAGGAGAAAACCCAUGGUCACUAAAAUCAACAGCCAGCCCCAGAAACCCAUCCUGACCCCAACCCCUGCCUCAGCUUCGGUAGCUUCUACUACAAAGCUGGAGCCUAGCUCCCCAGACGACCAUACGGCCCCCCUGCCGCAACCCACAUGCAUACGAGUUCCUAGACUUGUCUGCACACCCGUGAUGGAGGCUACCAAGGCCCUGGCCCAGAGACUCAGUCUACGGCGGCGAGGUUCACGAUGGAGAGACAGGAGAUGGAGCGCCACCAAGUCGACAGCCGGAGACUCCCCUGCUCCUGCGCCUGCGCCUGGGGCUGGUGACUCACCUGUAAAGAAAGCAACGGCGCCCGCACCGGCACCUGCGCCCCCGACGACAACCAAGACUGCAUCUGUAGAUGUGACGGCGGCCGAAUCCGAAAAGGUGGCAGAUUCGAGCCCGCCGCAACCUGACGAGACCAUCCCCAGCCCAGGCUCGGGCAUAUCGCCCACCACCAUCGUCGCGCAGACGCAGACGCAGACGCAGACGCAGACGCAGCCCCAGUCGCCGAAGCACACGGGCCACAGCGAGGGCAUGAGGAAAAGCCAGGAUGAGCGCAUCACUGAUUCCGUCACCGAGAUCGAGUACUUCCCGCAUGUGGACACGCCGGGCACACACGUCGAGGACAGCCCCGAGGUAGACACCCAGGCCAGCAAGAUCACGUUCGCCAUACCGACCAAGGGCUCCAAGGAGGACGAGAGCAGCCAGGACGCAAGUCGCCAAUCCGACGAGAUUCACACGGCCACCUCGAGCGCCUCUCCGUCGACCGCCGUCAGCCCCAGGGAGUCACAGGACGACUACGACGAGGAUGCCGGGCGAUCGAGCACGCUGAGUGGCAUCAGUGGGAACGGGUCACGGCAGUCGAGCAUCAACUCUGUGGCGUUUCAGCUGCCCAAAAUGUCCCUGCCGCAAGGUCGCACGAGACGGCCAAAGAACUCUCCGCCGCCACUAUCAAGGUUUCGAAAGCACGUAACUUUCAACAAUGUGCAGAUUGGCGAGCCCACGAAGAACAACUUCCCCUCGUAUACUCUGGUCGUGCGCCAUCUAGGUUUCUACUCGAAGCGACGCUCGCGGACCUUCAUGGUCGGUAUCGACGACCAUCAAUACUCCGACGAGGCUCUGCAGUGGCUGUUCGACAAGUUUGUCGAAGAUGGCGACGAGAUAAUCUGUGUGCGCGUUGUUGAGAAAGAUGUCCGCCAGCUCGAGACCGACAGGAGGAUAGCCGAUUUCCAGGCAGAGGCCAAUGCCGAGGUUGAGAGGAUCAAAGCCAAGAGCGGCGACGGCAAGGCCAUUAGUAUCGUCCUCGAGUACGCUGUGGGUAAGCUCCACUCGACGUUUCAACGCUUGAUACAACUACACCAGCCCAGCAUGUUGAUCGUCGGCACAAGAGGAAGAACCCUCGGGGGUUUCCAAGGGCUCAUGGCCACGCGAAAUUCGUUCUCCAAGUACUGUCUGCAGUACUGUCCAGUACCAGUCGUGGUUGUCAGGCCCGACGAGAAAAGACAGAAAAAGAAGGGCAAGCGUGAUGCGGAUCCAGAGAAACAGAGCUACCGGCAGAUGCUGCAGUCGAACCAUGGGAUCCACGAGGCAGACAGCGACGCUGCUGAUGAGUGGGGGAUCGAGUCCAAACUGACUGCCGAUGAGGAGGCCGGAAAGGUGGCGAGGGCGAUGGGCCUGCCAGCCAAGUUUGAUCCGACCUUGAAACCAUUCAGGAAGGCGGAGCGGCAGCGCAGCUCCCUCAGUCAGAUCAGCCAGGCCACAAGCACGGAGGAGCCCGGACGGCUCAUCUCUACGCCGACGAUAACACCCUCUGCCAGCGCGGCAAACAGCGAGGACGAAGGCAGUGGCGAAGAGGACGAGGAGGGCGAGGGUGAGUUCGAGGUCACUAGCGGCGCACAGCUCCUCAAGGCCCAGAGGAAGGAGCUUGAGGAGAAACAGAAGGAACAGGAGAAGAAGGACCGGCUGCACAAGAUGGAGGUUGGAGAGGCGGCAGCGUUGUUGAAGCAUAAACCCAGCGAGGAGGAGGACGACGAGGACGACGAGGAUGACGACGAGGACGACGAGGACGGUGGAGGCGCCAUAAGGGCGACGUCACCGGAGUGAGCCUCGCCAUUCUGAUGUCUCUUCGUUGCUCGAUCCGUGGGCAACAUUUCCAUCAUUCCUUUUUUUUUUUUUUUUUGACCCUCCUCGCACCACAUCAUCGCGAGAGCAUUUUUGGUUUGAUUCCCCAUGAGCAAGGAGUUGAGGGUUACUGAGCACCUAGAGCGGACACUUCAAAAGGGCAAGUCAUGUCACUGGGCGAGAAACGUUGGGGGUUUCCGGAACGCCGCUCGUGUAAAUGGUCACAUCUCAGGUGUUCCACAGUCACCGCCGGGUCAUGGUAGUAGCAUUUCUUUUCUCCGCGGGCGGCUGUUGAGUUGUUACCAACAAAGUCCAAUCAAUCAAUCAGUCAAUGAAAGAAACAAAUCAAAACACCAAAUCGAGUAGCACCGAAUCAAUCUAUCCAUGGUUCCAG